Messenger RNA from Cicer arietinum (chickpea), 1891 nucleotides. Its product is annotated as katanin p60 ATPase-containing subunit A1. Gene Ontology annotation, biological process: microtubule severing. NCBI's taxonomy places the organism in Eukaryota, Viridiplantae, Streptophyta, Magnoliopsida, Fabales, Fabaceae. The record is from RefSeq and is a predicted model, not a curated record. Gene Ontology annotation, cellular component: microtubule cytoskeleton. Gene Ontology annotation, molecular function: microtubule binding; microtubule severing ATPase activity; ATP binding.
CAUAUCGAAGCAAAGAACCAGCUCGUUGGUGGAGAGAGAGAGAGAGAGAGAGAGAGAGAGAGAGAGAGGAGAAUGGUUGGUAGUGGUGGUGGUAGUUCAUUGACAGGGUUGCAAGAACAUGUGAAAUUAGCAAGAGAUUACGCUACUGAAGGACUCUAUGAUACUUCUAUCAUCUUCUUCGAUGGUGCUAUUGCUCAAAUCAACAAGCAUCUAAACACGGUUGAAGACCCUUUAAUUCGUGCAAAAUGGAUGAAUGUUAAGAAAGCUCUACUUGAGGAAACUGAAGUUGUAAAGCAACUAGAUACAGAGAGAAGAGCGUUUAAAGAUAACCCUAUUGGAAGACGCCCUCCGUCGCCACCAAUUUCUACAAAAUCAUCCUUUGUUUUUCAGCCAUUAGAUGAGUAUCCUACUUCAUCGAGUGGUUCUUUUGAUGAUCCUGAUGUAUGGAGGCCACCUAGUAGAGAUACUGCAGGUAGAAGACCCGCAAGGGGUGGUCAAGUGGGUUCUCGAAAAUCUCAACUAGAUGGAAAAUGGGCUCGGGGUGCUACAACACGGACAAGUACACCUACAACUGGGCGUGGUGCAAAGGCUGGUGGUGCUUCAAGCAAAGUUAACACAGGGAACCGAGCAUCUACUACCGGAAAGAAAGGCGGUGUUUCAGGAAAGUCUAGCAAGACAGAUGCAGUUAAUGGCGAUGCUGAAGAUGGGAAGUCAAGUAAGGGACAAUAUGACGGCCCUGACCCUGAGUUGGCUGAAAUGCUUGAAAGGGAUGUGUUAGAAACCUCUCCUGGAGUGAGAUGGGAUGAUGUUGCAGGUCUUACUGAAGCAAAAAGGCUUUUAGAAGAAGCUGUUGUGCUUCCCUUAUGGAUGCCUGAAUAUUUCCAGGGAAUUAGGAGACCUUGGAAAGGUGUCCUUAUGUUUGGUCCUCCAGGAACUGGAAAGACACUUCUUGCUAAGGCAGUUGCCACUGAAUGUGGGACCACUUUCUUUAACGUUUCUUCUGCUACUUUAGCUUCUAAAUGGCGUGGAGAAAGUGAGCGAAUGGUGCGGUGUUUGUUUGAUCUUGCAAGAGCUUAUGCACCAAGUACAAUUUUCAUUGAUGAAAUUGAUUCUCUAUGCAAUGCUAGGGGGGCUUCUGGAGAACAUGAAUCAUCCAGAAGGGUGAAGUCUGAGCUUCUAGUUCAGGUUGAUGGUGUGAGCAAUAGCGCAACAAACGAAGAUGGUAGUCGAAAAAUAGUAAUGGUCUUAGCAGCUACUAACUUCCCAUGGGACAUAGAUGAGGCGUUAAGGAGAAGGCUGGAAAAGAGAAUAUAUAUUCCUCUUCCAAGUUUUGAGAGUCGUAAAGAGCUGAUUCGGAUAAAUUUGAAAACUGUGGAGGUGGCUCCUGAUGUCAACAUAGACGAAGUGGCUCGUCGAACUGAAGGCUACAGUGGAGAUGAUUUAACAAAUGUUUGCCGUGAUGCUUCAUUGAAUGGAAUGAGGCGGAAGAUAGCAGGAAAGACUCGUGACGAAAUUAAAAAUAUGUCAAAGGAUGAAAUUUCAAAGGACCCUGUUGCGAUGUGCGAUUUUGAAGAAGCUUUGGUGAAGGUCCAACGAAGUGUUUCUCCGGCCGAUAUUGAACGCCAUGAGAAGUGGUUUAAUGAAUUUGGAUCAGCAUAAAGACUCACUAAUGGUAGUGUUGUUUUUUUAUACUACCACUUUGGUUGUCUUUUGGGUAGAUGAGUUGUUUGUAUUGUUUGUUGAUAUUUGAUUUGUUUUUUCUGAUGGGUUUCAUUGAUGUUUUAUGGUGUUGGAGGAUUUCAAUUGUUAAUUUGUAUCUUUGACCAAUGAAUAUUGAUGUAAUGUAAUCUAAUAUGAGUUUAAAGAUACUGUUCUCUCCUUAUGCAGUAAA